Molecule: messenger RNA, 460 nt
Organism: Babjeviella inositovora NRRL Y-12698
Lineage: Eukaryota; Fungi; Ascomycota; Pichiomycetes; Serinales
Exons: 1
Coding region: 93-341 (82 amino acids)
Source: RefSeq, a predicted model, not a curated record
GUGUAUCAGACGGAUAAAGGUCUAUUAAAAUUCCCUGGGGAAACUGGAGCUCAGAUUUGACAAAGAUUAGUCGGGGUAGACAAAUGUGAUCAAUGGCUCUGCCGUUGUUCAAACUUGGAUCUGAGGGCUUGGUUUGGGUGCGAAAACAACAAAACAAAGUAAGGAGCAAAAGACCAAGCAAAGGUGACAAUCGCAAUAGUGGGCAGUUUUUAUGCACAAAGCGAGGGAUAGCUCCAGAUAGCAGCAAAGUCGGAAUUGAGAUCGCUGGCUUAUCCUCGAGUAAUUUCUGUAUCAGAUCCUUGGAUGGAAAGUUGAUCGCAAGUGACUGGCACAACGUGUAGCAACUGGAAUUGGCCGCCGCAGCCCGCCUGCCCGAUUCCAGACGAGUUGCUGGCCAUGGUUUGUUUCCCCCUGAAUUGCAGGAUGUUCUGUGCAGGCCUUUCUGUUCUGAGGAUUACGC